CAAACCUUACGAGUUGAGGCCGGACUCUAGGACACAUCUGGAUACAUCGAUGUCAGAUUGUGUCAGAUAGAACGCGGCGCGUCAACGAGUCGAGUAUGAAAAAUUAAUUAGAAUUGCGCUCAACUAUAAGCGUUACUUCCGUCGCAGUUCUGAUUAUGCUCUGAUUGGUAUUUCGUCUUCAACGCGUUGACGUGCUGCGCUUUAUAUGAUGCCUGACGUGAUAAUAAAAUGGGAUUCCGGUUUUAACAGCGAUUACAAAAUGGCCGCCUCCUCGAAAGCGACACGGCAUGUUUGACAGAUGAAUUUCUUUUAAUGAGAGAUAUUUUUUUGAAUUCGACGUCAUUGCGAUCUACGUAAAUAUACGGAAUGUCGGCUCUUUUUAAUUUCCAGAGUUUACUGACAGUCAUUCUGUUGUUAAUAUGUACCUGUGCCUACAUAAGGUCCAUCGUUCCAAGUUUACUAGAUCGGCAUAAAGUUGGGUUUUUAGGUACCUUUUGGAAGUGUGCAAGGAUUGGUGAACGAAAAAGUCCAUAUGUAGCUCUUAGCUGCUUAUUCAUGGCUUUCAGCAUUUUAUUUUGGUCGUAAGAUACACAGAGUACCGAUCGAUUGAAUUCCCCUCAACCUUGAAACUCAGUCUCUAGUGAUAAUUUUUGCUACCGAGAAAUGUAACAAUGUAAUAAAUGUGAUGUGAAUAAGAA
This is a messenger RNA of Orussus abietinus, 698 nucleotides long. It is a transcript of the gene ksh, whose product is annotated as protein kish-A. NCBI's taxonomy places the organism in Eukaryota, Metazoa, Arthropoda, Insecta, Hymenoptera, Orussidae. The transcript has 3 exons. The record is from RefSeq and is a predicted model, not a curated record. Gene Ontology annotation, biological process: intracellular transport; protein secretion. The coding region runs from base 367 to 585 and encodes 72 amino acids.